Molecule: messenger RNA, 1136 nt
Organism: Podarcis muralis (Common wall lizard)
Lineage: Eukaryota; Metazoa; Chordata; Lepidosauria; Squamata; Lacertidae
Biological process (GO): nucleosome assembly
Cellular component (GO): nucleosome
Molecular function (GO): DNA binding
Source: RefSeq, a predicted model, not a curated record
AUCACUGGUGUCUGAAUGAAAUAAAUAUUCUGGUCUGCAACAGGAUAGGGAUGUUGCUGGACCAUUGACUAGAGAUGUGCACUUGUUGAUGAUGUCAUCACAUGGGAGCAGCAUCACAGGGGGCUUGUGAUCCCACAAUGCACCAAGCUGUUUCCAUGGCGACCAUUUAGUCCAAGUCCCUCCCCUGUAACCUCAUAACCUCUGGCAAAGCAGGAUGGCUUUGUCAUAUCUGCCUUGCACAGGAUAUCACCACCCAACAUCUUCCUCAGCUGCGAGGCAGGUAGCGUAGGGAUGUACCAACACAAGCCAGGCUUAAGGAGAAGAUGAGUGCCUUAGGCGAAAUGCAGAUUGAUUUCUUGGUUAAUAAUGAGGAGUGCUCAGAGGAGAAGAUAUCGGCGGACAUCUUUGACCCCCCGGCACAUCAGGAAGACCAGGCCUUAAGGGAGCCUCAGCCGUCAUGUUCCGGCGAACACCUGAAGGCUACCUCCAAGUCCAAAACGAAAGGCAGAGAGCUCCACAAACCUUCCUUCCCUUGGAAAUUCCUCUUUCCGAAGCGCGGCGUCUCCAAGCUCAUUUUCCAGGUGGUGGCCUCGGGAGAGAAACGUCACGGCGUCUCCCUGCAAGCCCUCAAGAAGAGUGUGGCGGCCACCGGAUAUGACCUCGAGAAGAAGAAGAGCUACUUCAAGAGGGUCUUGAGGGCCUUGGUGGCCAAAGGUGUUUUGCGGAAGCUGACUGGCCGAGGGCUCACGGGCUGCUACGCCAUCAGCCGGAUGAUGAUGAGGUUGCUGAGGAGGAGGAGCCAGAAGAGGAGGAGAAGGGGGAAGGGGAAGGGGAAAGGGAAGGGGAAGGCCUUGCCAGAUCUCAAGCCGAAGCAAGUACCCAAGAAGAAAAAGAGGAAGAGCAGAAAGAGGAGGAAGAAGAAGACCAAGAGGAUGACAUCUAAGCCGUCUGACUUGCAGAGUCCUAUGCUGAUGACAGGUUCCCAUAGCUGACGCUGUGUGUAAGGAGGAAAAAGAAUAAAGUGUCGUAUUUGAAGUGCCUCUGUUUUUGUGCCUCUUAUUUGAGAUGGUUAACAUCUUGUCCAAAGACACGAGAAAGGGCAGCUUCUUCUCAGUCUUUUGAGAUGGAGGUCUGAA